AUAAUUGCGACUUAAAGCAUAUCGAUAUAUCUGUGUGUUAAGAGAGAGGGGGGAUCCAGAGCUUGGUGAUAUUUGGGGGAAGGGGGUAAAUAGCAACGCCUGUUGUGGCUUUUGUUGUGCAAUCCCAUUCAACUGGUUGUUGCUUGGACUUAUUUUCUCUUUUUUUGGGGGGGGAGAGAAAACACAACCCACAUGCAAUUUAGUGACACAACCACAUUCCACGAGUUGCAGCUAAGAUUCCUUUCUCCUCCACUGGGGAAGCUGGAGAUUUGUUGUCGGGAGCUGUUCUGGGUCUUCUGUCAAAACAUCUGGAUUUCCAGCCUCUCCCUUUAUUGCAGUGGGGGUGGGGGAAAAGAAAAGUUUCCCUCCCUCUUCCUUCUCUGAUUUUUCUUUUCCAAACAUUUUAAACAGCAGGCACACUGAGGAUGCAACAACAACUCCCCUUUUUUCUUCCAGCACCUCAUUCAAAGAUUCCUAGCAUUCUCUAAAAGUAAAAAAAAACAACAGUCACCCACAGAAACAAAGGGCGUUUGUUUAUCCUAUUGUUUAAAAGUCAGAUAUUGUAUCUGGAGAUGAAGAGAGCAGAAAGGAGGACCCUUUUUGGAAGCAACCACUUAAAAAAAAAACACCCUGAGGAUGUUUAGUUUCAAAAAGCUAGAGUAUGCAUUGAAACACAUUUGGUAAGGAAGGGGAAGAAAGUAUACAUAUGGAUUUGUGCGGAGGCGAAAUCCCAAGUGGCCAAGAGGUUUUUCUGUGCUGUCUGUUUAUUCCCUGCUUAAAGGAUUUGCUUGCUGCUUUUAACUCUGAUUUUGCUGCCUCCAGGGGGACUGGUUAUUCCGCGUCUGCUGCUUCAAUAGGCUGGAUUUGUAUUUAUGGAGGGAGGCAAAAGCUGGAGAGGAUACAGUACGUGAGUGUCCCGCAAGGGUGUCUCUGUUAUCCGGCAAAAGGGCUGGGGAAGAAGGCCUUUUCGCAACAGCUCUCUUAGCCCAUCGCCUCUGUGCAGCCACAAGGCGGGAAUCUCAAAAUGGAAGCCCCCUCCCUUCGUUUCCUCUGACCGGGUGUGAGAGAGGGAGGAAAGGCCCAGAGCCGAAGCCCGGGGAUUGGUGACCUGUUUGUCACCUCUCGGGCAAAGCUCAUUACAAAUGGAAGUGACACACGGUUAUUAUGCAAACUGGAGGCUGCAAGCGCACGGCUGAGCCGAUUCCAGGCGCCCAGUUUGCAGCCCAAGGAGGCCGGUUCAGCUCGACGGGUUUCCGACUAAAGCCUGGGAAAAGUGGAAGGACCAUGAAGUCUCCUGGGAGAACUUUCAACAGGAAGAGCUAGUGGACCAAAGGACCUCCUGCCGCUGUUGAAACCCACUUUUACCUUGGAUAUACCAGGGUAUUCUAUUGCCUGAUUGUUUGCUAUAAGGAAACUUGAAGACUGUAAGACAUGUCCAUUGCUCUCAAACAAGUUUUUAACAAGGACAAGACGUUCCGCCCCAAACGGAAAUUUGAACCCGGGACCCAGAGAUUUGAGCUCCACAAACGAGCGCAGGCCUCGCUGAACUCUGGGGUGGACCUGAAAGCAGCCGUGCAGCUGCCUGGUGGAGAAGAUCUAAAUGACUGGGUAGCAGUUCACGUGGUGGACUUUUUCAACAGGAUCAACUUGAUCUAUGGAACUAUCUGUGAGUUCUGCACCGAGAGGACCUGCCCUGUGAUGUCGGGGGGUCCAAAAUACGAAUAUCGGUGGCAGGAUGAUCUGAAGUACAAGAAACCCACGGCAUUGCCGGCGCCCCAGUAUAUGAAUCUUUUGAUGGACUGGAUUGAGGUGCAAAUCAACAACGAGGAUAUAUUCCCUACUAGUGUAGGCGUGCCGUUCCCAAAGAACUUCCUUCAGAUCUGCAAGAAGAUCUUGUGCCGGCUCUUCCGGGUCUUUGUCCACGUCUACAUCCACCACUUUGACCGCAUUAUCAUCAUGGGGGCUGAGGCCCACGUCAACACCUGUUACAAGCACUUUUAUUAUUUCGUGACGGAGCUAGCCCUCAUAGACCGCAAGGAACUGGAGCCUUUGAAAGAGAUGACAGCCAGGAUGUGUCACUGAAGAACCACUGCUGCGUGAAAGAAAAACGCAAUUUCCUGCUAACUAAAGAAGACCUAGAGGACCCACCAGCCCUUAGAGGGAAAACAUGCCUCCUUUAAUCCUUAAAAAGCAGGAACAGUACAGGGACAGGUUAUUGUUUUCACAGACACCUUCCCACAGUUGUGUAUGCUCUUAACCCUAAAAAUGCUGCUCGGUACCUCCUUCGAAUGAUGUGGAUGACUUGGAAAGAAAGGACAAAAUUAUUCUUUUUUCCAUAUUCCCUGAAUGAGUGAGGAGGAACUCAUCAGACUACAAUUCGAUUCCGUCCACCUUCCUGCUCUUAAAGCUUUACUGCAAGUUUGGUCUCUCAGUGUACUUUCAAAACCGACUAUUGUUAAACUGUGGUUAUAAGUACGUUGUUGUCAGGUACAGUACAUGUUAAAGACCUCAGCAGAGUAUCUGGCUGCCUUUUCCAGAUCAGCUUAGAAAAUAACUCUCAGCCUGUUUUUUGCCUAAAGGGGGG
This is a messenger RNA of Zootoca vivipara (common lizard), 2584 nucleotides long. RefSeq names its product MOB kinase activator 3B (gene MOB3B). Lineage: Eukaryota; Metazoa; Chordata; Lepidosauria; Squamata; Lacertidae. The record is from RefSeq and is a predicted model, not a curated record.